Molecule: messenger RNA, 1170 nt
Organism: Rhizoctonia solani
Lineage: Eukaryota; Fungi; Basidiomycota; Agaricomycetes; Cantharellales; Ceratobasidiaceae
Product: ATP-dependent DNA helicase
Exons: 6
Coding region: 1-1170 (389 amino acids)
Biological process (GO): double-strand break repair via homologous recombination
Cellular component (GO): chromosome; cytoplasm
Molecular function (GO): 3'-5' DNA helicase activity; four-way junction helicase activity
Source: RefSeq, a predicted model, not a curated record
AUGGUAGGAUACGGAAACCGUGCGAUUCGCACGGGUGUUUAUCAUGCGGAUAUCGGGGAUUACGAAAAAGAGUCGCUGCAUAUUCGGUGGAGGAAUGGAGAGGUUCAGGUUGUUUGUGCUACAAUUGCGUUUGGGCUUGGGAUUGACAAGUCAAAUGUGCGGUUCGUUUUGCAUCAUUCUAUGUCCAAGUCAUUAGAUGGGUUCUAUCAAGAAGUGGACGUGCGGGGCGCGAUGCUUUUAUUUGCCAACUAUUUCUCCGCAUCCUCCUCUCUUUCGCUCUCAUCCUGGACAACCGAGGCAGGUGGGAAGCUCACGCCUUGCGGGCAUUGCGAUAAUUGCACUCGCCCGCCCGAAAGCGUAGCCAGCAAAGACGUCACCCUGGACGCAUGGAUCAUCCUUCGAGUCGCCCAAACAAUAGAUAGCGAAGGUGGUCGAGUGACGGUUGGUAUGCUUGCAGACUUGGUCCGUGGAGUGGGGGGCAAGUCGUUCCAGGUUCCUGCAGGAGGUGGGAAAGGGAGAAGACGAAAGAGUCAGGGAGAGAAAGUCGUACUGGACUUGGAUGGGAUCGCGGGCGGGAAGAUUAGCCUAUCUAAAGAUGUGUGUAUUUCGGUCAUCGAGAUCUUUGCUCUCCUGACUUGCUCCUUUUGCCAGGAUGCUGAGGCGCUGAUCAUCCAGCUCGUUUUAUCGGGUCAUUUGAAAGAGAUUUUCCACUCGACUGCCUAUGCCAUCAACGUCUACCUCCAACUCGGUCCUCAGGCUGUGCGCCUCACCCGUCUCGACCGAGAAUCUGUAGAAGCUGGCUCUGGACCCAAAAUUGAAUGUACAUUUAUUCAACGUACAUCCGGAAGGUCCAAGGCCGCUCCAAAAAAACAGGCCGCCAAAUCGAAUGUUGGGGGUAGAAAAGGCAAAUCUAAAGCUACUAUAUCCGAUGAAGACGAUGGCGAAGAUGAGCAAGUUGAAGAUUUGACCGAACAGAUUCGACAAGACGUUGCUUCUGCUGACUCUGACGACCUCGAGGACGCGGAUGAAGAGGGGUGGAGUUACUCGAUGAUGCCCCGGAGAAAGAACGGUCAGGGGACUGGGCCUUCGGUAUCUAACUCUGCGCGAAAGCGGCGGAAAAUCGUAAGCGAUGAAGAUAGUGAUGAUGAUGUUAUUAUACUAUCUGAGUAG